UCAAAACGGGUUAAAAAGCGUAUUAGUGGGUAUAAGCCGGGUCAACAUGGAGCCUGCGAUAAAACGUCAGUGUGUAGUGAUGCGGUGUUUUCCUUCUUAGAAAUUUUGAUUUUACAAAUGUCACAGUACAAUGACGCGCUCGAAGAUCCAUAUGAUUAAAUUUUUUCUAUUUCUAUUGAUCUUCUUGCUGGCUCAGAGCGCAGAAUGCGAUGGAAAUUUUAGGAUAAACAGGGACGUACCUGAAUCAACGUCAAUAGGGAAAAGUGUUAAUGAUACCGGUAAGAAUGUUAAUACGCACACUCCGUCAAACGGACAAAAAAAAGUGCAACCAAAUGUAGUAUUACCUGUUGGCACAACGACGAUUCCAGAGAAUACUAAAACAUUGAGUGGUAUAACCUCAAAGUCAUCGACAGACAUCAAAACUGUUAAUGCUACAAAACCACGAAAGGAGCAUGAGGAAGUAAGACAUGUCACUACUUUAAAUACUGGAACUCUAAAGCGUGGGCUUUAUGUGUUUGUUGGGCUAAGUGUUAUUGUCAUGGUCUAUAUCAUGUUCCGUAGUCUUAGGUUAAGCAAAACACGUGCCCAAAUGGUCAGAAAGUAUGGCAUUCUUGCAAACAGACAAGAUGUUGAAAUGCGACCACUACCACUCGAUGAGGAGGAUGAUGAGGAUACCACAGUUUUUGAUGCCAGUAAUGUUCUCUCAAAUAACGCUCAGCAUCAGAAUUUAUAA
This is a messenger RNA of Dufourea novaeangliae, 733 nucleotides long. RefSeq lists its product as uncharacterized. The record is from RefSeq and is a predicted model, not a curated record. NCBI's taxonomy places the organism in Eukaryota, Metazoa, Arthropoda, Insecta, Hymenoptera, Halictidae. The transcript is spliced from 3 exons. Bases 131 to 733 code for a protein of 200 amino acids.